AUGAUAAUAAGAUCCUACUGUCGUCGCGCUGUCGUCUCGUCGGUCGCCCUCCUCUUACUACUCGCCUCCUCUCCGCAGCCUACGCAAGCAAAGAAAGACGGCCCAACCAUCUCCUCCACAACAUUCGAUAAUCCUCUAGAAAACGUCUUCUAUUUCGACGAUUCAGAUGUUGUAAUUGGAUAUGAUGGAGAGACCGGUAUCGUCUGGCGCAGUGCCGAUGCGGGCGAGACCUGGAAGGAAAUCAACGACCAAGGACAGUCAGGAAAUGCCUUGGAUGUAUAUCGACAUCCCUAUGACAAUCAGCGCGCAUAUAUCAUUGGCCUAGACUCCGAUCAUUGGGUGACAACAGAUGCGGGUGAAACAUGGAGGAAGUUCUCUUCCGAUGGUGAUGGUCUUGCCAGAUUCCGCAACGCCCCAUUGAGCUUCCAUGGCCGGGACCCCAAACGAGUAAUAUGGAACGCCGAGCACUGUGUCGGCCUGGCCUGCAUCGAGCGGGCGUUUUAUACUGACGAUGACUUCAAGACAACAAACAGACUAGGUGAUAUGACGCGAGGAUGCCAGUGGGCUGUCAGCACCCCCGACUUUGGAGAAGAGAUUGCUCCUGAAAUAAGAGAUCGGAUAUUCUGCAUCGUGGAAGGGCUAUACUCCCCUUGGCCCAAGGACAAUCGACUGCUCGUGUCCGACGACUUUUUCGAUCGGGAUCAGGUCGAGCCUGCACUUGAUGAUGGCCGGGCCGUGACUGGGAUCAUUAGCAUGGCUGCGGUCAAAGGAUUCUUGGUUGCAGCCGCAAAGUCUGAGGGCACAGAUGAGUUGGCGUUGUAUGUGACAAAAGACGCAUCACAAUGGCACCGAGCAGAGUUCGGACAGCAUCGGAUCGAUGAAGAUGCCUAUACCAUCCUGGAAAGCACCAAUUACAGCUUACAGGUUGACGUACUCGGAUCACGGCCUACCAAUCCUAUGGGUUACCUCUUCACGUCGAACUCGAACGGCACUUAUUUCACGCGCAACAUUGACCAUACCAAUCGCAACAUCUUUGGCAACGUCGACUUUGAGAAAGUCCAGGCGAUCCAGGGGAUCGUCUUGGUGAAUGUUGUCGACAAUUGGAAGGAUGUCGAGGGCUCGACUAUUCCUAGAAAAGAGGUUAUAUCUCAGAUCAGUUUCGAUGAUGGAAGAACGUUUCAGGAUCUCAAAGUCGGGGACAAGAGGCUGCAUCUCCAUUCGGUGACCGACGCAAGGCAAACAGGAAGGAUCUUCUCCAGUCCGGCCCCCGGCAUUGUCAUGGGAAUUGGCAAUACUGGAAAGUUCUUGAAGGAUUACGAAGACGGCGAUCUGUAUGUCUCGGACAAUGCCGGUGUCACAUGGUAUGAGGGCCUUGAUGGUGCUUAUUUGUACGAGUUUGGCAAUCAGGGAGCAGUUAUUGUCGCUGUUGACGAUGAGGAUUCCACCGGUCACAUAAGAUAUUCGAUCGACCAUGGAAAGACCUGGAAGAAGGCAGAUCUUGGAGAGAAAGUCCGAGCGAGGUUCCUCACCACCGUUCCAGACUCGACUACCCUCAAGUUCCUCAUGAUGGGUGCCAAAGGGACAGGUUCCAAGACCGAGUGGGUUAUGUUCAAAAUCGACUUUGAGGGUCUGCAUGAACGAGCUUGCGGCAAGGACGACUUCGAGCGUUGGCCCGCUCGCGUCGACAAGGACGGCAAACCGAGCUGUCUCAUGGGACACAAGCAAUUCUACAGGAGACGCAAGGCUGAUGCUGACUGCUUCAUCGAUGAGGAAUUCAAAGACCCUGUACCGGAGUUCGAACCGUGCGUCUGCACGAUGGCUGACUUUGAGUGUGACUACAACUUUGUCAGAGACCCCGACGAUCGCACUAAAUGCAAUCCUGCACAGCCGAUUGCUGUCCCAGAGGGCGCAUGUAAGAAUGAGAAAGACACCUUCAAGGGCCCGUCCGGAUGGCGAAUGAUUCCGGGCAAUGAAUGUCUGCGCAAGGGUGGUGAAGAACUCGACAAGGAGAUCGAAAGGCCAUGUUCGGACUCGGUGAAGACGCCUGCUUCGGGCCGGAUCACUGUUGAGAAGACCAACUUCAACGCUGAUCGCUUCUCCGAAUGGUACUAUCUUGGAGGAAGUGGUACUUCUAAGGGAAAUGACGAGACCAUCGUCAUGCGCACGAGCGAGCAAGAUAUCUUCUUAUCACGGGAUCAUGGCAAAACUUGGGAACGAAUUCUCAAGGGAGAGCCGAUCACCGCCAUUGCGCCUAACCCUCACCAUCACGAUUCAGUCUUUUUCCUGACAGGCUCAAAAACCGUCCACUACACCAUUGAUCGAGGGGAUAGGUUCGAUAAGUUCACGGCUCCAGAACGACCGAGCACCCUACGGCUACCAACUUUGCGAUUCCACUCCGAAUACAAGGACUGGCUACUCUGGUCUGGUUCCGUUGGAAACGACGACCACACAAACAUUUGGCUGUCCAGAGACCGUGGCGACCAUUGGGACACACUGGUUCGUUAUGCAAGAAAAUGCGAAUUUAUCACACGAGAAAGUCAAGGCCGUGGUAACCAGUUGAUAUACUGUGAACAGUAUCAAGACGAAAAUCCAGACAAGAACCUCAUGCUCUUAUCCAGCGACAACUUUUUUGCCGAGUCGAAAGUGCAUUUCCCGGACAUUUUAGACUUUGCGACCAUGUCAGAGUUCAUCAUCGUUGCGGCAAAGACUGAAGACAGGCAGAGCUUGAAGGUGGAUGCGAGUGUGGAUGGACGAACGUUUGCGCCUGCAGAAUUUCCUCGAAACUUUCAAGUGAAGCAUCAACAAGCCUACACGGUUUUGGACAGCUCUACUCACGCUGUGUUCCUUCAUGUCACCGUAAACGCUGUUCAAGAUCACGAGUACGGUGCGAUCAUUAAGUCGAACAGCAACGGAACAUCGUAUGUCUUCACUCUGGGCGGUGUGAAUCGGGACACCGAAGGCUAUGUCGAUUUCGAGAAAAUGCAGGGUCUCGAAGGAGUUGCCAUGGUCAACGUCGUGUCUAAUAUCGACGAGACGAACAACGGGGAGAGGAAGAAGCUCAAGUCGAUGAUUACCCACAACGACGGUGCACAAUGGGCGUAUUUCCCACCACCGAAGGAGGAUGCCUUGGGAAAUAACUACCCUUGUGUGGAAGAGGCGAACAAGGCGACCGAAAAAUGCUCCCUGCACAUUCACAGCUAUACCGAACGGGCCGAUAAGUCAGCCACAUUCUCCAGCCCUAGCGCGGUUGGAUUAAUGAUGGCCGUGGGGAACGUUGGUGAAUACCUCGCCCGGAAAGACGAUGAAGCCACAGACACCUUCAUUACUCGCGACGCUGGUAUCACUUGGCAAUCCGUCAAGAAGGGCAGCUACAUGUGGGAAUACGGCGACCAAGGCAGCAUCAUCGUGAUUGUCAAGGAGUCCCAACCCACCAAAUCUCUCUUCUACACCCUUGACGAAGGCAAGACUUGGCGAGAGUUCGUGUUCUCCCCGGAUGUGGAAAUGCAGAUCGACGCCAUUACCACCGUACCAUCGGACAACUCUCGCAACUUCCUUCUGUGGGGUCGUGAAUUGGGAACUACCGCCAAACGUGGCAUCUUCACUGUGCACCUGGACUUUUCCGGCCUCGAAGAACGCCAAAUCAAAUGCGAUCUCGACGAGAAGAACCCCGAGAAAGGUGACUACGCGCUCUGGGAACCAAAGCAUCCCAUGCAAGAUUCAAACUGCUUGUUCGGCCACGUAGCUCAAUAUCACCGCAAACGUGUUGACGCCAAAUGCUACAACGGCAAGGUCAUCAGUCACGUGCACAACAUUGCGAGAAACUGUUCUUGCACGCGCCAGGACUUUGAGUGUGAUUACAACUACCAGGCGCAAGCCGAUGGAACGUGUCAAUUGGUUCCGGGACUGCAGCCAGCCGAUCACGAACAGAACUGUCGAGAUAAUCCAAAUCAGCUCGAGUUCUGGUAUCCCACGGGUUAUAGGAGGAUACCACUGACGACGUGCCAGGGGGGGAGGGAAUUGGAUAAGCUGGAGUCGAGACCUUGUCCAGGCCAUGAAAAGGAAUAUAAGAAGAAGCACGGCAUUUCAGGCGUGGCAUUAUUCUUUGCGAUUGUGAUCCCUAUUACGGUCGCCCUCGGCAUUGGCUAUUGGGUGUAUACGCAAUGGAGGAGCGGAUUUGGCUCGUUUGGACAGAUUCGGCUGGGAGAAAGCAUGGGCGCCACCGGGACUUCUUCCGGAGCGAGCGGUGAUCCGUUGUGGAUCAAGAUCCCUGUGGCGGUGGUGAGUGGUGUGGUUGCGGUAGCGAAGGCAACGCCCUUACUCGUGAUGAGUUUAUGGAGGAGUGCAAAAGGAUAUAUGCCUCUUGGGAGUGGUGGUGCUUCAGGAGGGAGGUUUGGUGCGGGAAGAGGAACGGAUGCUGGGUAUGGAGCCCCCUAUCGCUCGAGAGAUGCGUUUGCAAGAAGAGGACAAGAUUAUUCCCAGGUUGUGGAGGAUGAUGAGUUGUUGGGGGAUGGAUUGGAUGAUGAGGAAGAGGUUUGA
This is a messenger RNA of Cladophialophora psammophila CBS 110553, 4536 nucleotides long. RefSeq lists its product as uncharacterized. Gene Ontology annotation, biological process: protein targeting to vacuole; Golgi to endosome transport; Golgi to vacuole transport. Gene Ontology annotation, molecular function: protein binding. The transcript has a single exon. Lineage: Eukaryota; Fungi; Ascomycota; Eurotiomycetes; Chaetothyriales; Herpotrichiellaceae. Gene Ontology annotation, cellular component: Golgi apparatus; membrane. Bases 1 to 4536 code for a protein of 1511 amino acids. The record is from RefSeq and is a predicted model, not a curated record.